Molecule: messenger RNA, 687 nt
Organism: Aspergillus calidoustus
Lineage: Eukaryota; Fungi; Ascomycota; Eurotiomycetes; Eurotiales; Aspergillaceae
Source: the annotation of a GenBank genome assembly
AUGGGCUCUCAACCUCCGUCCGAACCCCUCUGGACCCCUCAAUCGGUUCUAUCUACCCUCCCCUACCCCAUUGACGAACACUCCACCUCACCCGUCCCAUUUUUCCACCUCCUCGAGCGCCUAAAGACCACGAAGCGCGAAGGCUGGCGCCGCUUCGACAUCAACCAUGGCGAAUCCAUCUCAGACCACAUGUACCGCAUGUCCAUAAUGACCAUGCUCGCUCCGCCCUCUCUCUCCUCCCGCUUGAACCUCCCACACUGCAUGAAGAUGGCCCUUGUGCACGACAUGGCUGAGUCCCUCGUCGGCGACAUUACACCUGUUGACCCGAUCAAGAAGACCGAAAAGGCCCGCCGUGAGGCUGCUGUGAUGGAAUAUAUUUCGAAGUCGCUGUUAGGGAGAGUGCCUGGGGGCAUGCUGUCCGGAAACGAUAUCCUGGCCGUUUUCAACGAGUACGAGGCGAAUGAGACGCUGGAGGCGCAGUUUGUCCAUGACGUCGAUAAGAUGGAGCUGCUUUUACAAAUGGUGGAGUAUGAGCGGAGCUAUGAGAUUGACCUGGAGGAGUUCCUGGGUGUCGCGAAGAGGAUCCAUCUGCCUGAGAUCCAGGAGUGGGCUGCCACCGUGCUGAAAGAGCGGGAGGAUCUGUGGAAGACGAGACAGGCGCAGUCCGCGACGAAGGAGUCAUCAUGA